Molecule: messenger RNA, 5614 nt
Organism: Psammomys obesus (fat sand rat)
Lineage: Eukaryota; Metazoa; Chordata; Mammalia; Rodentia; Muridae
Gene: Ret
Product: ret proto-oncogene
Exons: 20
Coding region: 226-3576 (1116 amino acids)
Biological process (GO): homophilic cell-cell adhesion; cell surface receptor protein tyrosine kinase signaling pathway; positive regulation of kinase activity
Cellular component (GO): membrane; axon; signaling receptor complex
Molecular function (GO): transmembrane receptor protein tyrosine kinase activity; ATP binding; calcium ion binding
Source: RefSeq, a predicted model, not a curated record
GCAGGCAGCGCAGGUCUCCUCCAACGUCAGUACCGCCAGCGGAGCCCGUGCAGGAGGCUGCGGGGAGCGGCUCGUGGGAGUCCGCAGCUGGGAUCCGCGCCCGGACGCAGGGCGCCCGCAGUGCCCGCUGCGCCCGGGCUGGCAUGGGGAGGCCCGGCUGAGCGCCGCAUCCCACCGCCCACAGACCCGCCCGCUCUUCGGCCGCGGCUCGCGCGCGCACGGGCGAUGGCGAAGGCGACGUCCGGCGGCGCCGCGGGGCUGGGGCUGAAGCUGUUUCUGCUGCUGCCGCUGCUGGGCGAAGCCCCGCUGGGCCUGUACUUCUCAAGGGAUGCUUACUGGGAGAGACUGUAUGUGGACCAGCCAGCUGGCACACCUCUGCUCUAUGUCCAUGCCCUCCGGGAUGCCCCUGGGGAAGUGCCCAGCUUCCGCUUGGGCCAGCACCUCUAUGGUGUGUACCGCACACGGCUGCAGGAGAAUGACUGGAUCCGGAUCCGUGAGGACACUGGCCUUCUCUACCUCAACCAGAGCCUGGACCGCAGUUCCUGGGAACAGCUCAGCAUCCGCAACGGUGGCUUCCCCUUGCUCACCAUCUUCCUCCAGGUCUUCCUGGGGUCCACAACCCAGCGAGAGGGCGAAUGCCAUUGGCCAGGCUGUGCCCGUGUGUACUUCUCCUUCAUCAAUGACUCCUUCCCAGCUUGUAGCUCCCUCACAUCCCAGGAUCUCUGCAUCCCCGAGACAGGACUGUCGUUCCGAAUCAGGGAGAACAGGCCCCCUGGCACCUUCUACCAGUUUAACCUGUUGCCUGUGAAGUUCCUUUGCCCCGACAUCAGGGUGGAAUACAGGCUCUUGGAAGGGGAGAAUCUGCCCUUCCACUGCAACCGGAACAUGGAGGUGAGCACUCGCUGGGCCCUGGACCGGGAGCUUCAGGAGAAGUACGUGCUGAAGGCCGAGUGCAUUGUGAACACGAGUGCCAAGGAAGAGAAGGUGACUGUAUCCUUCCCAGUGACCGUGUAUGAUGAGGACGACUCGGCGCCCACCUUCGCCGGAGGUGUGGAUACUGCCAGCGCUGUGGUGGAGUUCAAGCGGAAGGAGGGCACUGUCGUGGCCACUCUGCAAGUGUUUGACGCAGACGUGGUGCCGGCGUCGGGGGAGCUGGUGAGACGGUACACGAGCACACUACUCUCAGGGGACUCCUGGGCCCAGCAGGCCUUCCGGGUGGAGCACACACCCAAUGAGACCGUGGCCCAGGCCAACAACAACUCCGUGCGGGCAACCAUGCACAAUUACAAGCUGGUUCUCAACCGCAGCCUCCCCAUCUCGGAGAGCAGAGUCCUGCAGCUGGCGGUCCUGGUCAACGACUCAGACUUCCAGGGGCCGGGGACGGGUGUCCUCCUCCUCCAUUUCAACGUGUCUGUGCUGCCUGUCACCCUGAGCUUACCCAGCGCCUACUCCUUCCCAGUGGCUAGAAGGGCUCGCCGUUAUGCCCAGAUCGGGAAAGUCUGUGUGGAAAACUGCCAGGAGUUCAGCGGCGUCAACAUCCAGUAUAAGCUGCAGCCCUCCAACACCAACUGCAGUGCUCUGGGCGUGGUCGCCUCCACCGAGGACACCUCAGGGACCCUAUUUGUAAAUGACGUGGAGGCCCUGCGGCAACCUGAAUGUACCGAGCUUCAGUACACGGUGGUAGCCACUGACCGACAGACCCGCAGGCAGGCCCAGGCUCCGUUGCUCGUCACGGUGGAGGGGACAUCCAUUGCUGAAGAAGUGGGCUGCCCCAGGUCCUGCGCAGUCAACAAGAGACGACCUGAGUGUGAGGAGUGUGGUGGCCUCGGCUCUCCAACAGGCAGAUGCGAGUGGCGCCAGGGAGAUGGCAAAGGGAUCACCAGGAACUUCUCCACCUGCUCCCCCAGCACCAGGACCUGCCCUGACGGCCACUGUGACUCUGUGGAGAGCCGGGAUAUCAACAUUUGCCCCCAGGACUGUCUCAGUGGCAGCAUUGUUGGGGGCCACGAGCGAGGGGAGCUCCGGGGGAUCAAAGCCGGCUAUGGCAUUUGCAACUGCUUCCCAGACGAAAAGAAGUGUUUCUGCGAGCCUGAGGACAGUCAGGGCCCAUUGUGUGGUGAGCUGUGCCGCACCGUGAUCAUACCUGCCGUCGUCCUCUUCUCCCUCAUCAUCAUCUUCGUCUUCCUGGCCACGUUCUUCAUCCACUGCUACCACAAGCACGCGCACAAGCCGCCCAUUGCUUCGGCGGAAAUGACCUUCUGCCGGCCAGCCCAGGGUUUCCCCAUCAGUUACUCCUCUUCAGGCACUCGCCGGCCUUCACUGGAUUCCAUGGAGAACCAGGUCUCUGUGGAUGCUUUCAAGAUCCCGGAGGAUCCAAAGUGGGAAUUUCCACGAAAGAACUUGGUUCUGGGCAAAACCCUGGGAGAAGGCGAGUUUGGAAAAGUCGUCAAGGCCACAGCCUUCCGUCUGAAAGGCCGGGCAGGAUACACCACAGUGGCCGUGAAGAUGCUGAAAGAAAAUGCCUCCCAGAGUGAAUUGCGAGACCUGCUUUCUGAGUUCAACCUCCUGAAGCAAGUCAACCAUCCACACGUCAUCAAGCUGUAUGGGGCCUGCAGCCAGGACGGGCCACUUCUUCUCAUUGUGGAGUAUGCCAAGUACGGCUCCCUGCGGGGUUUCCUCCGUGACAGCCGCAAGAUUGGGCCUGGCUACGUGGGCAGUGGAGGCAGCCGCAAUUCCGGUUCCCUGGACCACCCGGAUGAACGGGUACUGACCAUGGGUGACCUCAUCUCCUUCGCCUGGCAGAUCUCAAGGGGUAUGCAGUACUUGGCUGAGAUGAAGCUAGUCCAUCGAGACUUAGCUGCCAGGAACAUCUUGGUGGCUGAAGGACGGAAGAUGAAGAUUUCUGACUUUGGGCUGUCCCGAGACGUUUAUGAAGAAGAUUCCUAUGUGAAGAAAAGCAAGGGCCGGAUUCCUGUCAAAUGGAUGGCAAUCGAGUCCCUUUUUGAUCACAUCUAUACCACUCAAAGUGAUGUGUGGUCCUUCGGGGUACUGCUGUGGGAGAUUGUGACCCUGGGAGGCAACCCCUACCCUGGAAUUCCUCCUGAACGGCUCUUCAACCUUUUGAAGACGGGCCACAGGAUGGAGAGGCCGGACAACUGCAGCGAGGAAAUGUACCGCCUGAUGCUGCAGUGCUGGAAGCAGGAGCCAGACAAGAGGCCAGUGUUCGCCGAUAUCAGCAAGGAUCUGGAGAAGAUGAUGGUGAAGAGCCGAGACUACUUGGACCUGGCUGCAUCCACUCCUUCGGACUCACUGCUCUAUGAUGAUGGCCUCUCAGAGGAGGAGACGCCCCUGGUGGACUGUAACAGUGCUCCCCUCCCGCGCUCCCUCCCUUCCACAUGGAUUGAAAACAAACUCUAUGGCAUGUCAGACCCGAACUGGCCUGGAGAGAGUCCUGUACCACUCACGAGAGCCGAUGGCACUAGCACUGGGUUCCCAAGAUAUGCAAAUGAUAGUGUAUAUGCUAACUGGAUGGUUUCACCCUCAGCGGCAAAAUUAAUGGACACAUUUGAUAGUUAACAUUUCUUUGUGAACGGUAACGGACUCCCAAGGGGGGAAGAAACACACCAAGAGCAACAAGCCCACCGGCCCCUUGGCGCACACCACACUGGCCAAGACCAGCCCCAGGUGGUAGACUUGAUCAAUGUAGUUUGUUUUAGUGGCUUCCAAAGUGGUUUUACUUCCAAUAGCUCCCUCCCUCCUGGUGGUCCUUUCUCCUAGCACUCCUCCACAGGGUGGGCGCUCCGAGUCUUCUGGGGAGAUUCCCAUUCCCCUUAAUUGGGUAGCACCUCCCUUGGUCUGUGUGUUCACAUGUGUGGAGUCUGCCAUUCACAACUUGUAUGAGAAAUUGUAUCUGACUGUUUGAUUUUUCUGGUUGAUAACAAAAAAGCCUACCACACACAAAAAGGGUCUCAACAUGAAGCACACAUACAAACGACGUAAGUUGAAAAACCUGGCCAGAAUGACCUGUCCUUGUUUAGUAUGAGAGCCAGUAAGGGCUUGGGUAGUUGCUUCCAAAGCCCACCAGGGCUGGAGGGGAGAAAGGAGCCUAAAGAUGGGCCUCGGCUCAGCAUAUGACACCCUCAAUAUAGAUUUUUUGGUUUUUUUGUUUUUUUGUUUUUUUUUAAACCAUAUAGCCUUUUCUUAGGGAAAUGUUUCGUUUCUGUCAUGGUUAAACGGCUCUUAGAUUUAGCACAAUGGAGAGAAUUUGGCACUGCCCUCGCUACGUGUGAGGCAGCUGGAAAGACGGGGCCCCACAGGACGCAUCUUCCCUGUUGAGCCCUCUGCGUUAAUCUCACACGUUCAAUGCCGAGUGACCACUACCCGCUGACCAGAACAGGAUGAAGAAGAAGGGGGACUUUAGGAGUGACGUGGCCUUCGGGCCCAGAGUUGCUGACACUUAGAGGCCUUGAGCCACCAAUGCUGGCCCCCACAAAGAGUGCACCCCUCCUCUGUGCUGGGGACAGGUGGGUCUAUCUUCCUUUUAACUGGUAACUCGCGCAAAGGGAAGGACAGUUCAGCUAGUUGUGUUAGAAGCUGCCCUGGUAACGACUGAGGUGAAAGAACAGUUUUGGCUCUUAUAGAGCUCGCGUGAAAGGAUCAGCUCUUCCUGUUCGUCGUUGAUGCUGCUGUGGCACGUGUUUUGGUUUCUUCCGUUCGUUCUGUCCAUGACUCACGUGAGGUUCCUGUCUUUUCUGUACUGAUGGUUUGCAGCCACAGACACUCCACACUCCUCCAAGGCUUUAGCAAGAUGGCUCUUAGCAGUCUUGGUAGCUCUUUGGCUGUCUCUGGACUGUCACUUCCUAGGAAGAGGUCACAUUACCAAAACACUGCCUGGUCUCCAGACUUAAAGCACUGUGAUAGGACUUUUAAAUAGAUGUAGCAAAAUAUUAUAUUUUAUGGGCAUUUCACAAACAGUAAAAUUGUGACUAUUUAUGUGGGUGAGAAUGCUCCAAUAAGUAUUACCAGAUAGAGCCUUACGGAGUCUGUGUAAUAUUUGUGUACACACACAGCCAGACGAGACAGAAAGAUGAAAAAUGCUUAUUUAGGCAUAUACUUACGGCUUUAGUUUAGGCCAUUUUUUUUUUCAGAUACACUGUGAUAAGUUUUUUUUUUUAACAUAAAUAUCUCUAGUCAUGGGACCCUUUUUGCUUUUCAGAUGUGCUGAAUGAUAGUUUUCUUAAAUGCAAAAGUAAGGGUAAACGCAGAUCAUUCAACAUGCCUACACAGUAAGUGAAUUGCUACAGUAGGCUAGCUCCCAAGAGCAGAGAGCGUGAGUCUGACUAGCUAGCCCACCUGUGGGGAAUCAACACAUAAUGUGUAACCACUUGUCUGUCCUUGCGAUAUAACAGUACCCAUACUUGUCAAAGUACCCAUUCUUGUCAGCACUGUCAAGACAGAUUCUUCAUCUACAUAUACGCAGAAAUUACCACAUAAUGAAUAUUACUAUUAAGUAGCAAUCUGUCAACCAUUAAAGUUUGUAAGAUCCAUUUAAGAAAGGAUUAAACCGUACUGUGUUGAUCUUGUUUUUUUGUAAUCAAGGUGACUAAGGAAAUAA